Molecule: messenger RNA, 3656 nt
Organism: Xenopus laevis (African clawed frog)
Lineage: Eukaryota; Metazoa; Chordata; Amphibia; Anura; Pipidae
Gene: col13a1.S
Product: collagen alpha-1(XIII) chain-like
Exons: 32
Coding region: 575-2413 (612 amino acids)
Source: RefSeq, a predicted model, not a curated record
GGAAGCUGAUGAGAGGUGCUUUGGGGAUUUGGAAGGGAUAGGGGGAUAGGAUGUCCCACGCGCUGAACCCUCCCAGGCACUUUGCAUAAAUAAAUAAAUCAGCCCUCAGCGUGCAAGGAAGGAGUGGAGGAGGUUACACCAAAGGGGGGAUUCAGUUGGUUCAUCCGAGAGGGAGAGCAGCACAGUGUGUGUGUCAUGUUACAAAGGAGAGAGAAUCAGCCGCAGCACAACUCCCAAUCAUUUCACAAUUGCACCUUCCUCAUUGCAACUCUCUAUGUGCUGCUGCUGCUGCUGCUGCUGCUGCUGAUAAAAUAACAUUCACAGAAAGUGGCACAGCAAGCGACCUGGACCUGCCCACACGUUUCUUUGCAGUGGAUCUAUAAUAGAUAUAACUACUUGGAAGGGUGGAGGAAUAUAAACUUACUGUGGCUGCUAAUGCCACCAUUCUAUCCUGCCUGGAAUUGACUAGAUUGCUACUACUGGAUACACCUUAUAUUCACUGGCACCCUGAAACCUGGAGAGCGCCCUUUUGUGGAUUAUUUAUUCUAUUUAUUUAUUUAUUGUACUUCUGGCCAUGGAGGGGAAGGAGGAGUGGAAAAGUGCUGCUGGGAAUGGUGUCCUGGCAAGGAGUUCUUGGGACAAUAGGCCACUUAUUAAUAGGACUCCGGUGCUGCUGGGAUGUGGGGUCGUGGCUAUGUCUGUCUCUUCUCUGGCUCUCACCUUCCUACUCUACCUGAGCACCUCGGCUCUACAGUCAAGGGUGUCUGUUCUAGAGAAGCAAAGGGUCGCUCAACUGUCUGCCCUAGUCUCCACUAGCCAAAUAGAGGCUGCUAUUUUAGGAAGAGUUGACCAAUUGCUGGAAGAGAAGUUAAAAUUUCAUCUACCAAGGCUCCGAGAAGUAAGAGACACAAGUGCAAAAUGUGUUUGUCCGCCUGGGCCUCCUGGAACAAGGGGCAGGAGAGGACAAAAUGGGCAGACAGGACCACCUGGGCAGCCUGGAACUCGAGGUUUCCCUGGUUUUCCAGGCCCCAUAGGAUUAGACGGCAUGCCAGGGCAUUCUGGGCAGAAAGGAGAAAAGGGUGAGAUGGGUCCAACUGGUCUAAAGGGACAUCCAGGAACUUCAGGAGUUAAAGGGGAAAAGGGUCACUGUGGGGAUUACACGCACAGGGGUGAGCAGGGACAGACAGGAAUCCCAGGUCCACCUGGACCACCAGGGCCAUCAGGACCUCCAGGAGAUGUAGGAUUGCCUGGAGUUGCUGGAACACCUGGCAAACCUGGGGAACCUGGUAAACCUGGAAGGGAUGGAAAAAGCUUACCUGGACCACCAGGACCUAAGGGGGAGGCAGGCGAAUCUGGCUUGCCGGGGACGUCUGGACUUCCAGGAUCUGCAGGUGCAAAGGGUGAUAAAGGAGAAGCAGGACUGAAGGGUGAACCAGGAAUCCCAGGAGAAAAGGGUGAGAAGGGAGAUACUGGAAAUGCAAUUGGUGGAGUUAAAGGAGAACCUGGAAAUCCUGGGCUGCAAGGGCCACCGGGACCAAAGGGAGAAGCUGGUGAUAUUGGCCAUACUGGAGUUCCAGGGCAGCGGGGUGAAAAGGGUGCUACAGGUUUAAAGGGAGAACAAGGACUUCCAGGGCCACGAGGCCCCAAAGGAGAGCCAGGGAAAUCAGAGAUGGUAGAAUACAAUGGCAACCUCAAUGAGGCAUUACAGGAAAUUCGAACUAUGGCUCUAGGUCCUCCUGGACCACCAGGACCAUCUGGACCGAUGGGUCAAAAGGGUGAAAUAGGUUUACCAGGUCCUCCUGGCCAUGACGGUGACAAGGGGCCUCGGGGAAAGCCUGGUGAACCUGGACCUCUUGGUCCUCCUGGACUUCCUGGAAAGGAUGGGAUUUCAGGACCAAAGGGAGAAAUUGGCCCCAGAGGACUUCAAGGUUCAAAGGGAGAUAAGGGAGAAACAGGUUCACCUGGUCUUGAUGGUCCUUCUGGAGAAAAAGGCGAACAUGGUGACCAUGGUGUUCCAGGACCCCCAGGUGUCCCCGGCCUUAUUGGGAUUCCAGGUUAUACAGGAGAGAAAGGAGAUCCUGGAGAGAAAGGAGAGUCUGUGCGUGGGCCACCGGGUCUGCCAGGGGUUUCUGGGCCAGUGGGCCCUCCUGGACCAUCUGGCCAAAAGGGAGAAACGGGUACAUCAGGGGAAAAAGGCAGCCAGGGAGACAAAGGCCCAAUGGGUUUGCCAGGGAUCCCUGGACCAACCGGUGUUCCAGGACCAGCCGGACCAAAAGGGGAGAGGGGUAAUAAAGGAGAUCCUGGAGUUACGGGGCCAAUUGGACCAUCAGGGCUUCCUGGUUUACAUGGACCACCUGGUGAGAAGGGAAGUCGGGUAAGAAUAAAAGCUUUACAACUAAAUCUUUCCUACUAACCCUUGUGUGAUUAGGUGGAAUGAUUAAUAUUAAAAUGUAUUUUUUAGAGUGCCAACAUAUUUUGCAGUGCUAUAAUGAUUAAUAUUUAUUUACAGUACUUGUGUCUGCAGUCUAUACACUUAUAUAUUCUUGCCAUCUUUCCAAAAAUUCCCUUACUUUUCUACUCUUCAGUCAUGAAAGUUUACAACAUUUCACAACAACUAAAUUUUCUCUUAUAAAUACACUCGUGCACUUGGCUUAUUGAACAACAUCUUCAUCAGUAUUGUAAUGGAAUAGGGGGAAGCAAUCUGUCACUCUUUAGCUGUUGUUAAACUAUAGCCGCUCAAUAGCUAGAGAGUUUGGGAUUGUUCUCUGGGACAGACUGUUCUUGAAUGGGGUGGAAUUGUGUGUUUGUGUGAAUGCAACUAGCUUGUGUGUGGUUUGCUCUUUCCUCAUUUUACUGUUGUGCACACUUGUGUUGUUUUACUAUAAAAGGGAAGUGUAAACCAAUCCAGCGCAUGUUUAACUCAUUACAAAUCUAGAUUUGUAAAACUUUCAUUUCUAAUCAUUCCACCUAUAAGAUGUUAACUUUUAUUUUCUUACUAAUAUCUUUGUAUAGAAAACAAUUAACCAAAUUUGCAUAUUUCAGUUGAGCUCUAUGUCCUUCUUGAUCCAGGGAAUCAGAAGAUCCCAUACCCAUCUACUAAAUAUAAGAUAUAUACCCAAAUGUAAAAGCAGUGGCUAUUUUCCUAUGGAUAUUAAACAUAUAGUCAAUGGCUAUUCUGUACAUCUAUCAUUAUUUAUGUUAUCCAUGGACUCCAGAUGGAAACAAAUUGACCCUUGCAGUCUUAUUAAAAUAAAAUAGUUUUUGUCUUGGCAUUAGCAAAUAGCUUUUAGGCUGAGCUUUUGCAUGUUUUAGUAACUGCCUUUGGUGUCUUCAUUUUUUCUUCCAUUUAAACAAAAAGGAAAGAGUGUCCAAAUAGCAAAUGCCUGUGGAAGGUGUUGUUGCUGUGAGGGUCUAUGGGAAAUGUUCUAGCUGCAGCAAAUACAAUAUGCUUUAAUGCAAAACAAAAAAAAACAUUGUUCUAUUAUUAUAUGCUUAUGUAAGCUUCCGACAAUGACCAUAUUGAGUCCCAUAUAGAGUUGCUGCAAUAAGAUGAUACUCUGCUUAGCUCAGUAAAAGCAAGUGGGAUCCCCAUGGGUUGAACUGUAUUCACUGGAAAAAAAAAUCAGAGGAAAGUCCAUGGCCCCAAAAAAUAUGUA